GGCCGAGCCUGGAGUAUUUUUCUAGAACGAGAUUAAUAAGUUGCGAUUAUCUAUCUAUCUAUCAGAUUGUGAAAUCCAACAAGUGUUUGGUCAAAAGUUAAAGCCACUGCGUAAAAAAUAAUGAAAAUGUCGCCCAAAUUCGUAUUGGAUGUCGCUCUUGUCGUAGUCGUCAUUUUCGGAAAUGCUACUUCAUUAGAGGUCGAUGGGAUAAUACCCAGUCCCAAUGACGACUGCUCAACAUCUGCCAGCGCGGAAGCCGAUGAUAUUAGUCAAGAGAAAACUGAUCUCAAAUCCUUCAUGCUAAAGUAUGAAUCGGAUGACGGAAAUAGCUGUCUUCUGGAUGUUGUAAAAGACGAGGUGAUAUCAUGGAUAUAUCCCAAUGGAACCCUUAAGGAGAGCACCAAGAAGUUCGGCAGCAAGCUGUAUUUGGAUUUGUCUCAUGGUAACCUGAAGGAGGACACCGAGUUGCUGCUGGAAGUGAAGGCGGCCAGGAAAUUUAUGAGAUGGAGGAUAGAAGUCUUUUCGGCGGCUUUCAACACCUUGAAUGCGGCACCCUUUAACACGCUCCACUCUAUGAGGGACUCCCUGAAGUUUUUAUCAUUAAGGGGAAAUAAUUUCGCUGACUUAAUCCCAGAUGCCGAAGCAUUUGAGCGUUUCAUAAAUGAAACACGCUUGGAAGCAAGUAGCGCUACACUACACAAAUGCGAGCUGUUCCUUGUCCAUAAUGCAACCGAACUAUAUGAUCGGGAGUGCUAUCUAUACUUUCAAAACAACACCCACACAAACACAGCCACAUCCAGCAUUAACUAUGCGGACUACAUUCAGUUUUUGAAAGAUCGGUAUGAUCUACUCGGGGAGUCAUCCCAAUCAAUUGCCUGGGCAAGCUUCCCAAGUCUACCUCGGCUCCUGGAGCUUGACAUAAGCAACUGCAGCAUCGAGUAUGUGAGCAAGGAAGUCUUCCAGAACAUGAGUAACCUUCGGCGACUAUUUAUGUCGGAAAACAAAUUUGUGACCCUUAAGCACGAUACCUUUACAUACAUCCAGAAAGUGCAAUAUCUGGACAUUUCAUUCACCAAUGUCCUAACCUAUACCUACCAACUGCAGCUGCCCACGCUGGAGAUGGCCAUGAGCCUGGUCUAUGGACUAAAGAUCCAGCAAUUUGUGUUUAAGCUCCUGCCGGAACUGAUUUACCUCGAUCUUUCCCACUCGAAGAUGACUCGGAACAGUGCGGUGGCCUUCGCCCAUUUAGGUGAGAAGGUGAGGUUCCUCAGUCUGUGCUACACCGCUAUUCCUAUGGUGAGCAGUGCAAUCUUUAAGAACACGGCUGUAGAGGGUCUAGAUCUUUCUGGGAAUCCCUAUCUGUCGUACAACAUUAUAGACGACGCCUUUGAUGGCAUUGCCGAAACACUUAAGUACUUGUACUUCGAGCGCUCUAACCUGAAGGACUUGGAGUGGGCCAAGCCUCUGAAAAAGCUCCAGAUUCUGGGCCUGGCGGGGAAUAACAUCAACGCCCUCACACCGGCCAUGUUUGAACCCCUGGAAUCGCUGGAGGUCCUGGAUCUUAGUUCGAACCAUGUGGGCAACUGGUACCGCAGUGCCUUCCACAACAACUCGGCUUUGAGAGUCCUGAACCUUCGGAGCAAUACCAUCAAUAUGCUCUCAGAUGAAAUGCUGAAGGAUUUCGAGCGCCUGGAUUACCUCAGCCUGGGAGACAACAACUUCAUCUGUGACUGCCACCUGAGGGCCGUAGUGGAGGUUGCUGCCUCGAACAACAAGGAUGCGGACUGCUCAUACAGCCUUCUUAACUAUAGCCAAAAGUCGGCACUGGGGAAGGAUCUAAUUGCGGCGUCUGAGUCACUUAAUAUCGAUCGCAAGCUCUGGCAGAGGCGCUAUAUUCCCUGGCUGAUGAAAAGCUACUCCAACAUCAAGGACUACAAUCGAGCGAAUCACAUUAUCAGACUGCGCUUCUCCUCGGCGGACUACAAGCUAUCCAAGUGCCAGCAACCGCAGCCAUUUCAGAUGGAAGAGGUGGACCCCGAUCUCUCGCUAAAAUUCCAGCUGCUCGACUACGAGGCCAGCGAGUAUUGGUGCUUCAAUAAUACGGAUCAGCUACAGGUGGACCAGCUGAACUGCCAUAUACGCGCCUUGACCGAUCUAACAGAGGAGUUGCACCACAUCAAGACCACGGUGAUUGCCGUGGUGGGUAGUGUGGUGGCAGUGUGCAUUCUGGGAUUCAUUAUUUAUCUAAAACGCUGGCACAUUCACUACUACUACUCCUCGCUAAAGUCCGCCGCUUUGUUAUCCAGCGCUUCCAAGGAGUCGGCGGAGAGCUUUAGCCAUAUUUCUCAGAGAGAUCCCAGCGCCGUUUAUGACAUCUUCAUAAGUUAUUGCCAGAACGAUCGUCCCUGGGUGCUCAAUGAAUUGCUGCCCAAUGUGGAGGAAGCUGGGGAUAUAUCCAUAUGUUUGCACGAACGUGAUUUUCAGAUUGGAGUGACUAUCCUGGACAACAUCAUCUCAUGCAUGGACAGAUCGUACUCCCUGAUGCUGAUAAUCUCGUCGAAGUUUCUUCUGAGCCACUGGUGUCAGUUCGAAAUGUAUUUGGCGCAGCAUCGUAUCUUUGAGGUUAGCAAAGAGCAUUUGAUCCUAGUCUUCCUAGAAGACAUUCCCAGGAGCAAGCGUCCAAAAACUCUGCAGUAUUUAAUGGAUGUGAAGACGUAUAUUAAAUGGCCUGCUGGGAAGGGCGACGCCAGUCCCACUUCUGAGGAGCGAAAACUAUUUUGGAAACGCUUGAGAAGAUCCUUAGAAGUUCUGGGCAUAAGUUCCAGAGAGGCCAAGGCUUAAGAUUAGAUUAGUGUACUUUAAGUUGCUUUAAAGAGUUCUAGUCAGUUUUUGCAAGUACCUGAUAAAAUGUAUAUAAAUAACCCGUUUAUUAAACAGUAAUACGGAUAAGUGUUGAUA
Molecule: messenger RNA, 2958 nt
Organism: Drosophila serrata
Lineage: Eukaryota; Metazoa; Arthropoda; Insecta; Diptera; Drosophilidae
Gene: Toll-9
Product: toll-like receptor 9
Biological process (GO): inflammatory response; immune response; toll-like receptor signaling pathway
Cellular component (GO): plasma membrane
Molecular function (GO): transmembrane signaling receptor activity; protein binding
Source: RefSeq, a predicted model, not a curated record